Toxotes jaculatrix (banded archerfish) is the source of this 414-nucleotide messenger RNA. Its product is annotated as regulator of telomere elongation helicase 1-like. The transcript is spliced from 3 exons. Bases 70 to 414 code for a protein of 114 amino acids. The record is from RefSeq and is a predicted model, not a curated record. NCBI's taxonomy places the organism in Eukaryota, Metazoa, Chordata, Actinopteri, Toxotidae.
GUGCGGCCUUAUGAUGGCUUUGGAAAUGUGGUCCGUGAUGUCUCUCAGUUCUUCAGGGUUGCAAAUAAAAUGAGGCCUGUGGUAGAGAAGAAGACUGCUACAGAGAGCUGUGGGGCAGUGUGUUUGCCAGAUACUCAGCCCUCUGGCUUCACUUCCUGCUCACACUCCCAAAGCUCCCACACCCAGAAGGCCAAGGUGCUGGAUGCCCACCUUCCCAGCCUGAAGAGGAGGAGGCUCAAUGAACACACUGGAGCCACUGGGAUGCCCAGGAUCUUUCUUCAGUAUGAGUGUGAGGUGCAGAAGAGUCAGAGGAGACCAGCCAACCUGUUGGAGGCUCUGGAGCAAAUCGACCAUCACAGUGGAGGAAACGACGAUGGUGUGGUGGGAGAGGAGAAGGUAUUGUGUUUUCUGUGA